GACUUUCCUCCAUCAUAUCACUUUUCUUACCUCUGCUUUCCCAUAAUAGUUUGUCCUCUUUCUCUUUUCUUUAACUCUUUUUAUUUCCAUACUUCAAACUAGUAGUAGUAUCAUUUCACUCCAUUCCAACAUGUACCUAACUUCAAUUUUCUUCAAAAAAGGUAACUGUUUCUUUCCACUUAUCACAUCAACAACUACAAACAUGCCUUUCAUUUUUACUUGCUUUUUUUUCUAAUUCUGGAAAUGCUUCUUGUGGUGAUUAUUUGUUCCAUUCCAAUUGUUAGUUAGGAUAAGCAGAUUCAUAACGACGCGAUGAUUCCGAAUUUGAACUUGGAAGCUGAAAAUAGCUUAGAAGUAAGCAGUCAAGUAGGUUCCAACAUUUACUUCCAAGAAACAACAUCUUAUGAUGUUACCAAAGACAGUGCAACAACUUCCUGCCUUACAAAUCUUCCAGAUUCUGUUUCCCUUAACCUGUCUCUCAGCUUCGAUCCGAGCGAAGAAGAUUUCAAGGAAACAAGCGACACAAACAGCGAGGUUGUAGGAGCUGAUCAGGCUAAUAACACCACCGCGUCAGUGCCACCGGUUCAUAGAGUUUUCUCAUGUAACUAUUGUAAGAGGAAGUUCUUUAGCUCACAAGCCUUAGGCGGACAUCAGAACGCUCAUAAAAGGGAGAGAACGAUGGCGAAGCGCGCAAUGCGAAUGGGAAUGUUCUCUCAGAGGUAUUCAAGCUUAGCUUCUUUACCUCUUCAUGGUUCUUCUUCUUUUCAUUCUUUUGGAAUUCAAUCACAUUCUGCAAUGCAUAAUAAUCACAUGCCAUCGUCGUCGUCGUCAAUGAGGGCUAGUGAAAUUCGAGCUACAGCGAAAUUCGAGAAUGAGUAUUUUGGAGCAGCGCCGAUGUUUAUGCAGCAUAACGAUAACGCGGGUGUAUUUUGGCCUGGAAGUUUCAGACAGAUAGGUCAAAGUGUUGAUGCUCAUAAUUCAAAUUUGAAUACUGGUUUUGUUGUAGCAACAGAACCUCCUCAACAAACAUCUACUGUAUCUCCUGAUCUCACUCUCAGGCUUUGAGAUUUUUGUAUCUUGAAUAAACUUAGCUUUUUUGUGGUAGUAAAUAACUAUAUGUCAUGUUCAUUGUCUUUGGAAUGAAAUUACUGAUUAAUAA
This is a messenger RNA of Vicia villosa (hairy vetch), 1159 nucleotides long. Its product is annotated as zinc finger protein 4-like. Gene Ontology annotation, biological process: negative regulation of abscisic acid-activated signaling pathway. The record is from RefSeq and is a predicted model, not a curated record. Bases 313 to 1065 code for a protein of 250 amino acids. The transcript is spliced from 2 exons. Lineage: Eukaryota; Viridiplantae; Streptophyta; Magnoliopsida; Fabales; Fabaceae.